GCUUCAAGAGCGACUCCUACUUCCGUGUUGUCCCUCAAUGUAAAGCAGUCCUAUUACAGGAAGCUGUAGCCUAAUCUGUAGGGGUUAAUCCGGUGCAGUUUACAGUGUGCCCUUGAUCGACCCUCUUUCAAUGUAAUUUGAUGAAGUGAAGGAGCAGCGAUUUCGGAGAAUACGGACGAUAUAAACUACAUGUAGCAAAACAGAAGAUUCAAUCGCUGCCCACGUCAGAGGAACUGCGGUACAUUAGCGGAAGAAUGCCAGCGGGUGUGUGUGGCUGCUGUGGACCCCUGAGACCCAGGUACAAACGCCUGGUUGAUAACAUCUUCCCAGAGGACCCCAAAGAUGGCCUGUCCAAGUCAGACAUGGAGAAGCUCACCUUCUACGCGGUUUCAGCCCCGGAGAAGUUGGACAGGAUUGGGGCCUACCUGGCGGAGCGACUGAGCCGAGAUGUGGUCCGCCACCGCUACGGGUACGUAGUCAUCGCCAUGGAGGCUCUGGACCAGCUCCUGAUGGCCUGUCACUCCCAGAGCAUCAAGCCCUUUGUGGAGAGCUUCCUCCACAUGGUGGCCAAGCUGCUGGAGUCCCGGGAGCCAGACCUGCAGGUCCUGGGGACCAACUCGUUUGUCAAGUUUGCCAACAUCGAGGAGGACACACCGUCCUACCACCGGCGCUAUGACUUCUUUGUCUCCCAGUUCAGCGCCAUGUGCCACUCAACCCAUGAAGACCCUGAGACCAGAACCAGGAUCCGUGUGGCCGGUAUCAAAGGACUGCAGGGUGUGGUGAGGAAGACUGUGAACGAUGAGCUUCAGGCCAUCAUCUGGGAGCCCCAGCACAUGGACAAACUCAUCCCCUCCAUGCUGUUCAACAUGCAGGAUGCUGAGGACCUAGACAGGGUGGGCCCACCCGGCACGCCUUCGGAGACAGGGCAGGAUGGUGAGGAAAACCCAGCGUCUCUGGCCGAGAGCUGCUUCAGAGAGCUGCUGGGAAGAGCCGCCUACGGCAACAUGAACAACGCCGUCCGCCCUGUACUAGUUCAUCUGGACAACCACCGGCUGUGGGAGCCCAACGAGUUUGCUGUUUCCUGUUUCCGGAUCAUCAUGUACUCCAUACAGGCCCAACACUCCCACCACGUCAUACAGCAGGUCCUGGGCCACCUGGACACGCACAACAAGAACACCCCUCGCAUGAGGGCCGGCAUCGUGCAGGUCCUUCUCGAGACGGUCGCCAUAGCAGCCAAAGGCUCCGUCGGCCCUACGGUACUGGAGGUGUUCAACACCCUGCUCAAGCACCUGCGGAUGAGUGUGGACUUUGAGCUGGGUGAGAACUCCAGACGGAACUCUGGCGCCAGUGUGUCCUCGUCCGGACGGGUCAAGGAGAGCGAGGAGCGCAUUGUCCAGAACGCCAUCAUCCAGACAAUCGGGUUCUUUGGUGGCAACCUGCCAGACUACCAGCGCGCGGAGGUGAUGAUGUUCAUCAUGGGCAAGGUGCCCGUGUAUGGCACCCCCUGCCACACCCUGGACACUGUGAAGAUUGGGCACCAGGGCACCAAGCGUAUCCAGGCCAUGCUGCUGAGCUCGCUCAUCAUGGUGACCUCUGGUUUCAAGUCCAAGACCAUGGUGGCAGCGCUGCCCGCACCCUUCCUGGACCCACUUUUCUCCAUUUCACUCAUGGAGGACUGCGAGCUUCGCCAGUUGGUCCUUGAGAUCCUGCUCAACAUCAUCGAUCGCCACGACAACCGCGCCAAGCUGCGGGGCAUCAGGAUCAUUCCUAAUGUGGCGGCCUUGAAGAUAAAGAGGGAGAAGAUAUCGAAACAAGACGUUGGGUUCAUGAAAAAGCAUGGGCAGCAGCUGUACCGUCACAUCUACCUGGGCUGUAAGGAGGAGGACAACGGUCACAAGAACUUUGAGCUGCUCUUCACUACCCUGGCCGUGCUCACCAUUGAGCUGGCCAAUGAGGAGGUAGUGGUGGACCUCAUCAGGCUGGCUCUUGCCCUGCAGGAUAUGUCCUUGGCUAAUGAGGAGAACAUGCCCAUGGUCAUCCGCUGUGGCAUCAUGGCACUGGUGGCGGCCUACCUGAACUUUCUUAGUCAGAUGAUCGCCAACCCAGCCUUCUGUCAACACGUCAGCAAGGUGAUUGAGAUGAGGAACCUGGAGGCCCCUUACCUCCUCCCUGAGCACAUCUUCAGAGAGAAGUGUCCGCUUCCAAAUUGUCUUGAGAAGGAAGACCGGAGCCUAUAUUUCCAGACGUUUGAUCUGGCGGAGUGCCUGGUCGCGCCAGGAUACAACGCUGAGCGUCUCUCAAUCCCCUACGUCCCCCAAGUGACAGAUGAAGACCGCCUCACCAGAAGAAAGAGUUUGGUUGACACCAUUUCUCUUCAAGUGGAUUUCCCUUCCGAUAGCCUGCCAGACAAGUCUCUGCUGGCUGAGGAGAUCACCUUCGAGACUCUGAAAAAGGCCAUUGACACCACAGGGUUGGAGGAGCAGGAGAAGGAGAAGAGGCGCCAGGUCAUGGAGAAGUUCCAGAAGGCUCCAUUUGAGGAGAUUGCCGCCCACUGCGAGUCCAAGGCCAAUAUGUUACAUGACAGACUGGCACAAAUCUUCGAGCUCACUAUCCGGCCCCCUCCCAGCCCCUCUGGGGUGGUGUCGAUCUCUGCAGGCCACGCUCAACACCAGUCUGUCCCUGUCUACGAGAUGAAGUUCCCCGACCUGUGUGUCUACUAGAUCAAAGACCAGCCACUAACGCCUUGUAUCCUCAAACCUAACCCUGACCACUAACCACACCCAGACCUGUGUGUCUACUGGAGCAAAGACGACCCCAUAGCCCUUACCCUAACCACUAACACAUUGUAGCCUCAACCCUAACCCAUUUCCUAACCCCUUCAGAUCUGCAUGUCUAUUAAAGCAUAAACAGUGGCAGGAUAGAACCACUAAAACCCUAUACCCUCAACCCUACCCCCUAAUUCUGCUCCUUAGCCCUAUACCAGAUAUGUCAGCUACAGCAGAGACUAGCUGUGGUACUGUACCACUAAGCCCGAAUACUGUGUUCCCUAUUUCUUAACACUGCACAUUGUUCCUGCCCCUCCUCAGACUAAUGUGUCUAUUACCAGAUGAGAUGGCUGUAUGACUGUAGUUUCCAGUCACACGCACACAGUCUACACACACGUGAACGUGCGCGCACAUUCGUAUUUAUAGUCUAAUCAAUUAGCUGUGGUGUGUUGGCUUAUACACUUGGAAAGUGGAGAUGUCAUAGAACAUCGAAAAGUGAACAUUACUGGAGGCACAUUGUCGUUUCAAAGAUACCAUCGCGAAGAGAUUUGUAGUGGCUAAUUAACAGUAAAUAAGUUAAUUGUUUUGCCUCACAGUUAGCCAAGAGGCUUACCUAGCCAGCUAAAAUUGUUUACAGCGAGUUAGCAAUCGUUUUUAAAAAACUAUUUUGCUAGCAACAUAGUGCUGCCGUGUUAAUUAUAACCGGUCUCACAAAAUGUGUCUCCAGUUGUUUACCUUUUACCAUUGUGCAUAUCCAUGCAUUUCUGUGCAUAUUAGAGAAAAGUCAUUUUAGCGGCCAGCCUGAAAAAUUGCUUAUUUUAUUGGCUUUUUCAGACAGAUAAGCCGCAGUGCUGCAGAAAGCUAAUACUUUCUUUUUUUUUAUGUCCCAAUUCAAUGAAAACCAAUUCAUAUAUGUUAAUCUGUGUGGACAAGGUGAAUUUCAGGUAGAACAUUGAGAGUCUUGGAAAUGUGGAAAUUCUAUUCUGGAAUAGACAUCUUGGUGGAUUGAGCAGGGUUCUUUAUUGCAGGUCCAUUAUGGCAGUGUUUCAAAAAUGUUGGGUAUGAGACCAGGCUAGUAACCCCCCCUGUUAUGUUAUGGUCUUGGCUUUUGGUUCCUUCCAUAGGAAUCCAGUCACCACUGUUCAAAACCUACUGGAGUCAUGCCCUUCAGGACCUGUACUGAGGAAUGGUAUUGUUGACCAGCUAACGCUAAUAGAAAAGCAAUCAGUUGAUUACUAAAGGCACCAUGUCAUUUAGUUGAUAUAUUGAUAGUUUAGGAUGAUAUGGCAGCCAAGUGCGUUCACCUGUUUUGGUAUUAAUUGAAGUGUUCGGGCAGCUGUACACUGCCUUCACUUCACCAUCUUUUUCAUAGCACUUUCACAAUAUGGUACAAAAACAUGUAGUUAUUUUUAUUACACCCUCUUGACAAGAUUCAUGUGAAGGCUAUUAAGUCGUCUUUUUCUUCUCAAUCCUCUCACCGACGCUGAGCACAAUACAAAUAUUCUAACGCAAUGGACUUUGGAUAGUUGCAUCUAUUUUCUUGUAAGGCAUUUUACAUGAACAUUUAGAGAUUUUUCAUGAUUGAUUAUCACAUUUCAAAUCUCUGUCAUUUCUCUUUCCAGUCAUUUGAGGAACCUGCCAUUUGACAUGACGUAUUGGUUUGAUAUCACAAUGCAUCAAAUACAUAUAGAUACAGUAUAUACAAUGUUAUGCUUAUUGCUAUAGGCCAGAUGUUUGUGUGCAGUAUAAUUGGUAUUGUUCACAUGGGUUUCAUAGCUUGCAGCUUCCUGUGGAUAUGUGUCAUGAUGAUUUGUCUUGAUUUAGUAUUGAUUGUUAUUUAGAGUAUGUGGGAAAAUAUAAUUGAGAACGGUUCACCAAUAUCAUUUUCCAAUUUACCUGGCAGGACAAGAUCUGUCAUAACUCUGUUGGCCAUCUAGAAUACCAAAACGCUUUCAUCUUUACCAAAGAAUCCAUUUCCCACGGCCCCCAUCCGUCCCCUCCCUCCCUCCCUCUAACGUCUUAAUAACGAUGUCACUCAACAUUUUGUUUCUGAGGGAACCAAAUAUCUGUCUGUGUGCUGUUUGGGGCUCGCCACUGGGCUGUUUAAUAACCCAGGUUGUUAUCUUACUAUAGUUACAUCCUGGCUUGGUGCGGGUGUCUCUCCUGUUUCUAGUGCUAGGUAUGAUGCAGACAUGCUGUGUAAAACGCUGCAUUAGUCAAGGAAAAAAGGUCCUCGAUUUGCGGUUGUCGGAUUAUAACAGAUUAUUUUGGAAGGACCCAUCUAAGCAAAGGACCAUUCGGCGAAUGGGUGGGCGUAGUUCAGUACUACAGAGGUUAGGGUCAGGGAGGGGGUCUUACAGUCCUCCCAAACAAGACACUCUAAUCAUGAUUAUGAGGCCAUUUGAAAAGAGGCUUCAUCGAUAUGGGUGAUGUUGAGAUGGUUAAUAGCGUGGGCUCAAAUUGAAGAAUAGAGAGGCUAAAGUGAUGUUGGUUAUCAAAAGGUUCUCUGUGAUCCUGUUGUGCCUUCUGUAACAGGAUACUGCAGAACGUUGCUGUGGGUGGUUUUGUAUGUUCAAGGAGGUUUCAUGUUAAGGGUUAAGUCUCGCUCAGCCAGGCUUUCAGUCUUAGGUAACCUGAACCACUGAGAGACUUGAGUCCAGCUUGCGAGACUAGUGGAUCAAAAUUGGUUAGUAUAGUGAGAAAAGACGGCGGGUGGUGCGGUGUAUGAUUGUAAAUGGGAAUCACUAAGGUGAUUAGUGGACACUAGCUUCAUCCAUUUUAAUUGGCUGGUGGCGGAAAAUGACCUUUUGGGAAGUAGCCUCUUGGAUUAUAUAUAUAUAUAUAUAUAUAAUAUAUAGCUAACGUGGUACUUUAUGACUCAGACCUAAGCCACUUGUGAGACAGAUAAAUAACACAUUUGGCACAGAUGAUUGGCCCUCGAACAUAGAUUUUUCCAAUUGUUUUUCAAUCGCGACUGGGUUGUCGAGAUUGCUGCCUUAGCUAAGAAACUUUCGGGAACCUCACCCAAGAGCAGCAUAAGACAAUAAUGUUCAUCCAUAUCCAUUGUCGAAUGGAACAUUUUUAUUUUUGUCUGAGACCUUUUGCUCAUUUUGACCUAAUAUGUAGAAAUGCCCCUAUUGAUGCAUAUAAUCUGAAGUCGUAUCAGAAAUGUGUCAUCUCAUCCAUGGCGAAGUGCAAUAUGUUCUCCUCUGUAUGGUUAUAGGAUUGUUUUUCUUUUGCAACACGUAAUGUCUUAUCUUGAACUGUGGUGUCACUUCAGAUAGCAUAUAUUACUACGAGUUUAUCGAGAGAUUCAUUAUGAAAUAUCAAGUGUGUAUGUAUAACCUAUGGGAUUUAUGACAUGAGGAAUGUAGACCAUACAGCAUCAUUGACUGAGAUCGAGUGCCAGUCUGUUUUUUGCUAUCAUUCCAAAUUUCCUGUCACUCAUUGGCUUGACAAUGACUGCAAUGGAGUAGACAAGAGCACAAACAGGUCUGGGACUAGGCUAUCAUUUACUUUCUUUAUGCUGAAUUUGUCAAUAGUCUAAUAUGGUAUGUUUUUUUUUUUUAUAGAUAUUCAUCAUACGAGUGGCAUGUUGCCUGAUAGAAAAUGGGUUGGGAGUUCUUCUGUUUAUUGUUCAAAAUCAGCACUCCACUUAACUUGAAACGGUGCAAUGGGAGACCACUGUUUUGGCAAAACCAGCAUUUUUGAAGUCUGAUGUAUUCUUGGUGUUUUGAGACGCCCCCAUGUGUGCUGGUUUUCUUUCCAACAUAUCUACGAAAUCUUUCCUGAAGGACAAAAUCCUGACAAAAGUUGGGUUAAUGCCAGAUACAAUUCAAUAUUCAAUAAGCAGCUCGAUUUAAGUCUUGUGUGGAUAAGGAGAUGAGUUUGCAUGAAAACCAGCAACCACAGGGGUUGGUUUGACAAAAGGCUUCGCUGUGGUGAAGAGGCUGCAGGGAUAUUGAGUCCAUUUUCUCUAGUUAUUACAAUGACAAGAUAGAGAAUAGUGUUUAUAGACUGAAAUGAACAGUAUAACAAUUAACAAUCAUUUGAGCGACUGGUCAGCAAUGGCUACAAUUAAGCAUCAUUCUUAAAGCCCCAUGCUGUGUUUUUAAUUUAACAUCACUUUGUGUAAUAAAUAAGUGUUUUUGUUGUAUAUAUAUUGUUUAUUUCUCUGAGACUCCUUGGGCCACUGAAAUGCUCAGUCAGAUUGUAUGGGCGUUCGGAAACAAAAUGAUUACAACCUAUGUUGUGAUAAUUGCGUUGUUUGCUCUGUAACCCAUUUGUUCAUAUGCCACAUGAUAUACAAUAAGGCCGACACAACAGAUACAUUCAACCACACAUACGUUUGUUUAAUCACAAAACCGGAGUCAAACAUCUGUCUGGUGAAGUCCACAAAGCAAAUAGUACAUGUUAAAAACACUUACAUGACCUACACCAUGGUCCAGCAAGUUAAUGUUUCUCACAGUUUACUAAACAAUUACUGAUUUAGAACCACAGAGAGUUACCUUGUGUGUGUGCGCGAUCACAAGUUUUAAAAAACAUGUUGACUAACCCUAGUUGUAGACUAGAUGAACGCCAAUUCCAUCCUCCUCUUUCAUGUUAGAAAAACGGUCUAUGUCUACUGUCAUACAGUAGUGCACAAUGUUAGUUUUUGUUGUCGUAGGCUACCUAGCUAAAGUGCUUGCUUGCCUAACUUCCUGGCAUGGGCAACAAUGAACCAGUUAAGUUAGCUAGCUAGUUAACGUGAGCCUACUAGACUACAUCUAGCCUACAUAUUAAACUUCAAUCGUCUCAGGCAAGUAGCACAGUAUAUUAUUUUAUGGUUAGAUCAGAAUCGCCGGUAUAAUCAAUGGCCAGUACGGAGAAUUAAGUCAGAACCACAAGUCCAAAUCCCCAUCUCCAUCAUUUCUUAGGUAAGGGCCAAUUUAGCUAACUAGCCUACUGCAAGACAACAACACAAGCAGACCAGAAACAGACACUUUUUUCUGACAAUUAUGUUUUGCUUUUGAUGUGAUUUGAUUGGUGUGAAGCCAAAUCCAAACUGGCCUCCCUUGGGUUGAUGUGCAGGACUACCCACAGUUGAGCUCAACUCAACACUAAUUGGCAAUUUAAAAAAUUACAAAUAAAUGUUUUUUGUCAAGGGAGACCAAAUGCUUGCUGGCACAACUUCCUAAUAUUGAGUUGCACCCCCUUUUGCCCUCAGAACAGCCUCAAUUCAUUGGGGCAUGGACUCUACAAUGUGUCGAAAGCGUUCCACAGGGAUACUGGCCCAUGUUGACUCCCAAUGCUUCCCACAGUUGUGUCAAGUUGGAUGACAUUUAGGUGCUGGACCAUUCUUGAUACACAAGGUAAAACUGUUGAGCGUGAAAAACCCAGCAGCGGUGCAGUUCUUGACACUCAAACCGGUGCGCCUGACACCUACUACCAUACCCCAUUCAAAGGCACUUAAAUAUUUUGUCUUGCCCAUUUGUGUGUGUGUGUCGUCCUGGUCUUCACCAAGUAGCUCCUCAUCAAAAGCAUCUUCCUCCAAAAAGUACAUGAUCUCAUGGUCCUCCUCAUCCUGCAGGCCUUCCUCAGCGAUGACUCUUUAGCACAUAAGAACAGGGAUCAUGAAUGGAAGGGAAUUGUGUAGCUACCGGUUUUCAACCUGUUGGCAAGGUGACAAGGUUCCAUUUUAUAAUCCUAAAGUUUUCACUCGCAUAACAGAUAUAAUAUGAUCAUAUACAGUACCAGUCAAAACUUUGGACUCCUACUUUAUUUGUACUAUGUUCUUCAUUGUCGAAUAAUAGUGAAGACAUCAACACUAUGAAAUAACACAUAUGGAAUCAACCAGCUUCACCAGGAAUGCCUUUCCAACAGUCUUGAAGGAGUUCCCACAUAUGCUGAGCAUUUGUUGGCUGCUUUUCCUUCCCUCUGCACUCCAACUCAUCCCAAAUCACCUCAAUGAAUGUUUGCUGCUCUUGCCAAUGUCAAGAUCCAUGUGAUGCUUAAUGGAGCUGCUGCGAAAUCCUAGCCUGGUUUGCAAUGUUGUCUGAUGCAAAGUGUGCUGUGCAGGAGGUUCAACUGAACUUCUCUGACAGUUGACAUGAUUGUUCGGAUGGAAUACAGCCAUACUGCUGUACUCUCUUGCUUCUGGGUGGGGCCAGCACCAAAACUAGUAGGGAAUAUGUAAAUAUUUGGAAAUAUAUCAGAUCGCCAGAUGGCGGUAUGUGGCGGGCCAAAAUGACAUCCCACCUGAGCAGGCUGAAAUUACAGGCAUUUUAUUUCAAAACGUUCUUACACAAAAAGGGCAAUUAUCAUAAUUUUCACUCACAAUUCUGUGUUAUUUUGACCUUGUGGAAAUAUAAUCAGAAACGUUUUAACUGCGCUGCUUCUUUAACAUAUGAAUAUUGACAUUGUUUGCACUUUUAUAAUUAUAUACCUGGUACUAUGGUUGGUAUAGUUAUUGUUGGAUUUAUGCUAUUUGUCAUUAUUAUUGCAACAAUGCAUGAUGGGUAAUUUUCCCAGUUUCACAUUUCUUGGCUACUUGUGGCGGGUUCUAUUUUCUUGCAGAUCAGAACAACUCAAUGCAUCGUUUUAAAUUGAUUUGUGAAUCAGAUAGUGACCACAUUGAUACGGAAUUAAGGCCAUAGAUUCUCUUAUGGUUUUGAUGCAAAAGUAAGUAUUUUGUGCCUGUUUUAGAGAUACAAUGGCCUGAUGUCAAUGCUAAAGGGGCACUGUAGUCAAAAAUGUCCCUGUUUUCUUUCAUGAUAUUUCUACACUAUGAGGUCAAAAUAACAAAUUGUGAAAAUGAUGAUAAUGCCCUUUUAGUGUAAGAGCUUUUUGGAGAGAGAGAGAAACACCUGGAUUUUCAGCCUGUUCUGGUGGGAUGGAGUUUUCGGCAGACAGCAUGACAUCACAAUCUGAUCUGAUUAUUCUGACCAAUGACCAGUCAUCUUUUAUUUGCAUAUGUAUCCUCCUACUUUGAAGGGGUAAGCGGCGUAGGCUCUAGACUAGAGUCUGGACGAUCCUAUCUGGCAGUCAGGGCUAACUAAAUAUAUGAACAUGCUCAGCCUGAUCGUGUGGGCAUUUUAAUGGCAAAAGGAGGCUCAGUGAAAUAAAUGAUAAAUUAUUGUGUUUGUUUUUUUUCAAAAAUAAGUGAUUUAUUAGACAUACAGUGAUGAUUUAAAAAAUAAAUCAAAGAUAAAAAAUAUACUUUGAUAAAAUUAUUAAGACUUGCAUGGAGGCUGGUAAGCUAUCACAAUUAAAGCAUGUUAAUUUAAAUUCAUGACCGUUGCAAUGUAAUUAAAAACCACUGAACUGCAAAUAAUAAAGCUUGGCUCAUUUCAAACUACACAUUGUUAAUUUAACCACUAUGACGACAGCUUCUAUUCAAUAGUGAAUUAUUGUGCAUAGAGAUUAUUAGAAGAUAAAUAUACAAGAUCAAAAUAAAAUGUUUAUAUAAAAUCUA
Oncorhynchus nerka (sockeye salmon) is the source of this 10218-nucleotide messenger RNA. It is a transcript of the gene efr3a, whose product is annotated as EFR3 homolog A (S. cerevisiae). The transcript has 24 exons. Lineage: Eukaryota; Metazoa; Chordata; Actinopteri; Salmoniformes; Salmonidae. Gene Ontology annotation, cellular component: plasma membrane. Gene Ontology annotation, biological process: protein localization to plasma membrane. Bases 255 to 2720 code for a protein of 821 amino acids. The record is from RefSeq and is a predicted model, not a curated record.